AUGUUGUCUGCUAGACCUGCUCUCCGUGCUGCUGUUCGUACAGCUGUCGCUGCCUCCAAGACUUUGAGAGUUGCUAGACCAACUCAAUUGUCUUAUGUCAGAUACGCCUCUGCUAAGGCUGGUGCCACUGAAGUCUCUUCUAUCUUGGAAGAGAGAAUCAGAGGUGUUUCUCAAGAAGCUGACUUGAACGAAACCGGUAGAGUUUUGUCAAUUGGUGAUGGUAUUGCCAGAGUUUUCGGUUUAAAGAACAUCCAAGCUGAAGAAUUGGUUGAAUUCUCUUCUGGUGUUAAGGGUAUGGCCUUGAACUUGGAACCCGAUCAAGUUGGUAUUGUCUUGUUCGGUUCCGAUGCUUUGGUUAAGGAAGGUGAAACCGUUAAGAGAACUGGCCAAAUUGUUGAAGUUCCAACUGGUCCUGAAUUGUUAGGUAGAGUUGUUGAUGGUUUAGGUAACCCAAUCGAUGGUAAGGGUCCAUUGAACGCUUCUUCUUCUUCCAGAGCUCAAGUUAAGGCUCCAGGUAUCUUACCAAGAACCUCCGUCCACGAACCAAUGCAAACUGGUUUGAAGUCUGUUGAUGCUUUAGUCCCAAUUGGUAGAGGUCAAAGAGAAUUGAUUAUUGGUGACAGACAAACUGGUAAGACCGCUGUCGCUUUGGAUACCAUCUUGAACCAAAAGAGAUGGAACCAAGGUUCUGACGAAUCCAAGAAGUUGUACUGUGUUUACGUUGCUGUUGGUCAAAAGAGAUCUACUGUUGCUCAAUUGGUUCAAACUUUGGAACAACACGAUGCUAUGCAAUACUCUAUUAUUGUUGCUGCUACUGCUUCUGAAGCUGCUCCAUUGCAAUAUAUUGCUCCUUUCACCGGUUGUGCUAUUGGUGAAUGGUUCAGAGACAAUGGAAAGCAUGCUUUGAUCAUCUAUGAUGAUUUGUCCAAGCAAGCUGUUGCCUACCGUCAAUUGUCAUUAUUGUUGAGAAGACCUCCUGGAAGAGAAGCUUACCCUGGUGAUGUUUUCUACUUGCAUUCUAGAUUGUUGGAAAGAGCUGCUAAGAUGUCCUCUGCCUUCGGUUCUGGUUCUUUGACUGCUUUGCCAGUCAUUGAAACCCAAGGUGGUGAUGUCUCUGCUUAUAUUCCAACUAACGUCAUUUCUAUCACUGAUGGUCAAAUUUUCUUGGAAGCUGAAUUGUUCUACAAGGGUAUUAGACCAGCUAUUAAUGUUGGUUUGUCUGUUUCUCGUGUCGGUUCCGCUGCUCAAGUCAAGGCCAUGAAGCAAGUUGCUGGUUCCAUGAAGUUGUUCUUAGCUCAAUACAGAGAAGUCGCUGCUUUCGCUCAAUUUGGUUCUGAUUUGGAUGCUUCUACCAAGCAAACCUUAUCUAGAGGUGAAAGAUUGACUCAAUUGUUGAAGCAAAAGCAAUACAGUCCUAUGGCUGCCGAAGAACAAGUUCCUGUCAUUUACGCCGGUGUCCAAGGUUUCUUGGAUGACGUGCCAGUUGACAGAAUUGGUGAAUUUGAAGAAUCCUUUUUGGCUUUCUUAAAGAACAACGAACCUGAAAUCAUUGAUGCUAUCAAGACUAAGGGUGAAUUGUCCAAGGAAUUGUUGGCUAAGUUGAAGACUUCUACUGAAUCCUUUGUUGCCUCCUUCUAA
This is a messenger RNA of Lizanozyma spartinae, 1638 nucleotides long. RefSeq names its product F1F0 ATP synthase subunit alpha (gene ATP1). The coding region runs from base 1 to 1638 and encodes 545 amino acids. The record is from RefSeq and is a predicted model, not a curated record. Gene Ontology annotation, biological process: proton transmembrane transport; proton motive force-driven ATP synthesis. NCBI's taxonomy places the organism in Eukaryota, Fungi, Ascomycota, Pichiomycetes, Serinales, Debaryomycetaceae. The transcript has 3 exons. Gene Ontology annotation, molecular function: ADP binding; proton-transporting ATP synthase activity, rotational mechanism; ATP binding.